Messenger RNA from Phoenix dactylifera (date palm), 3834 nucleotides. The record is from RefSeq and is a predicted model, not a curated record. NCBI's taxonomy places the organism in Eukaryota, Viridiplantae, Streptophyta, Magnoliopsida, Arecales, Arecaceae.
UGGAUCGGCGCUUAGAAGCCGGGGGAUCCCCCGAGGGUGAAAUUUCUCCAGCCGCGCGCCGUCUUUCCGGCAGCGCCCGAUAUGAUACUCCCGUCGCGAAAAUUCCUCCCAGUUUGCCCUUCUCGGACAUGGCUCGGCCUCGCCGGGGCCUCGCCGCGCUCCGACUCCUGGCCCCUUCGCCCGCUCUCUACCCUUUUAAAUCCUUCGCCAAUACCCUCUCGCGCCUCAACUUCCUCUCUCUCCGGCCCCUCUUCUUGCCUUCUCCUUCCUUCUCCGACGGCGAAUCCUCCACCUCCGAAGCCGAAACCUCCCCUUUCCUUCCGGUUUCUCUCCCGUCCGACAGCAUCAACCCAACCAGCUAUAGAUUCCGCGCCGCCAAUCCCACCGGAAGAAGGUACUCCUUCUCGAGAAAGUGGUUCAGUAAGACAGAGAUGAUCCAAAGGUUAACAUCCAUCCUUUCGAAUCGAGGCUGGGAUUUGAGUUUCUUGAAUUCGCCGAACGUCGAAUUGGAUGAGCUGAAUGUUAUCAGGAUGUUGAACGAUCUGUUCGACGGGAGCUCGGAUGCUGCCCUUGCUUUCUUUUUCUUCAGGUGGUCUCGGAGGUACAACGCAUCGAAUCAUGGGCUCCGAACUGUUUGUUCAAUGAUCCAUAUUUCGGUUUCGGGGAAUAUGAAUCACAUAGCAGUGAGCUUCCUUUGCAGUAUUGUUAGAAAUGGCGAUGGUGGAAAAGAAUGGCACGAGUUGGUGUUUGACAUCUUAAGGGAGACUAGCAGGAACAGAAAAGUUUUGGAGAUUGUUUAUAGUAUGCUCGUUUAUUGUUAUAUUGAUGAGGGCACGACGGAGAUGGCGAUUGGGUUGGUAAAUUAUAUGAAAAAGUUUAGUUUAUUCCCAACUAUUGAGGUGUACAAUUUUCUUAUUCGGAAUCUCCUACAGUCUAAUCAAUUAGAGUCUGCAUGGGAGGUUUUUACAGAAAUGCCAAGCAGUGGGGAUGGAUCAAACGAGCCGAUCAUAAGCUUGUUCAUCCAUGAAUUCUGCGCCCGUGGUAGUUUUGAGUAUGCAUGUAAAUUGCUUUCUGAAAUGCAGAAUUAUGGUGGAGAAGCUGAUAUUGUUGUGUAUACGAUAGUAAUCAAUGCUUUUUGCAAAUGGGGUCUUCUAAAAGAGGCAACUGCUAUGCUUUAUAAGUUGAUUGAGAUGGGCUUUUCUCUUGACUAUGUUCUUAUUGCUUCCGUUGUUGAUGGUUAUUGUAAAGCUGGAAGGCUGGUUGAGGUAGUAGGUCUUUUGAACUCUUUAUCUUGUGUUCCUGAUGUUUUUAUAUAUAAUAGCUUUAUUUUAAAAUUAUGUAGAGAUGGAAACAUGGAAGAAGCCAAUAAGCUUUUCAAUGAGAUGUUUGAAAUAGGUGUAAAUCCAGAUGCUUUUAACUACACUACCAUUAUAAAUGGCCAUUGUAAAAUAUACCUGAUAGAUCAAGCUCUGAAUACUUUCGGCCUGAUGUUGAAAAGAGGGGUUAGGCCAACUAUUUUAACUUAUACGGUGUUGAUUGAUGGCUGUUGCAAGGUCGAUGAUCUUCAAGGGGCUGAACAUAUAUUAGAUGUGAUGAAAAGAGAGGGUAUCCAACCUGAUGUUGUAGCGUAUAACACAUUGAUCAAUGGGUAUAGUGAGAAAGGCCAUAUGCAUAAGGCAUAUGAGCAGAUAGAUAUGAUGAAGAAGGAUGGUAUAUUCCCAGAUGUUGCUUCGUAUAAUAUUCUUAUGCAUGGCCUUAUCAAGAGAGGCUUUAUAAUGGAAUCAAGAGAAAUGUUUAAUGAGCUUGUUAGGAGGGGUUUUGCUCCUGAUAAAAUUGCAUUUACUAAUGUUAUCGAUGGUUAUUCUAAGGAGGGAAGCCUAGAAGAAGCAUAUCUGAUAUGGUGCAGCAUGAAUGAUAGUGGGAUAAAACCUGAUGUUGUGACUUGUAGUGCUCUUCUUAGUGGUUUUUGCAAAAUGCGUCGUAUGCAAGAUGCUAAUGUUCUAUUUCAUAAGAUGCUGGAUUCUGGGUUGGAGCCUGACUUGAUAUUGUAUAACACUCUUUUACACGGAUAUUGUAGGGAAGGCGAUAUUAAUGAAGCUUGCCAAUUGCUCAUCAUGAUGAAGGAGAGCGGUAUUGUUCCAAAUGAUAUCACAUUUCAAGCUCUAAUUCAUGGUCUUGAGAAAAAUGGGGUAGAAAAUCCUGUAGAAAGUGCUGGUAUAAAAGUACGAGAGAUUUUCUUGUUAAAAUGUGCAGGCUGAUGUUCUUGGGUUGAUUAAUGAAGCAUUACAAAAAUGUUUCCACCUUCAGCGUUCAAAACCUGGGAGACAAAUUCUCUGCCAAGACUGCUGAGUUGCAGACAUCUAUGAGAAUGUGAUUCCCAAGGAACAGCUUGACCAGGAUAAUUCCCAUGCCUUCUGAGGUUACCUAGAAUGUAGGCCAAGUGAUUCUUAGUUGAAAAUUUUGCAAUCAGCCAUCCUUAUUAUUCCUCCCAACCGAACCUGCUGAGUUGAUUGGACAAUUUCUGUGAACGGGUCAUGGGCAAAUAAUUUUCAUGAGUGAAACUCUUCAAAAAUCAGAUGGUCACUGGUAAUUUGUCCAAUGUCUAUCUGAAGGAUGGUGAACCAUCACCUUAUGGUGUUGAUGACAUGGCAAAACAAACUUAUUUGUGCUAACCAAGUUUUCUGCAGAACUCAAAAUGAAGAUACAACAUUAACAAAAUCUAUGUAAGUACUGAAUAAUGCAGAAGGAUUUUUUUUCUUUUCCCCCCAAAUAUGAUCUUCUUUCAUUCUAAAGUAAAGUAACCAGAUAACUUGUUGUUCAUGCUGUGUGCAUGUGAAACAUGUGCAUUACUAUUGUAUGGUGGUGGUUGUAAUAGGGUCUCAUAUAUUGGAGGAUGUGUUUUUUCAGUUUUGGCAUCCUCUAUUAGAUAUCUAAUAACAAAUGCCGGUGGAUAACUGUGCUACCAGACACAUUGGAAAUAUAUAGAUUGCUGUGAACCCCUUUGAAGACCCCAUCUCUGUGAACGUCAUAUAAUGGAAGAAUAUAAAGGGGCAGCAUUUGGUGAGCUAAGCCCCAUCCUUUUGCUGUUGCGGAUGCUGCAUAUAGGAUAUGCUCUUAUGCUCCUUUUAGAAAGCAACAGACUGCUUAUGUGGCAUCUUGCUCUUAUGGGAGGUAGAUCUGCGGCUGAAGGGCAUACUGUGGACCAACAAUUUCCGUAGUCAUCUCAGCAAAUUUUUUGAGAUUCAAUCUGAUCAAAGGGGAAGGAUUUCUCGACCUGCUAUCACAACAUACCUGCUCGAGAGGUCUUGUGACUAUCAGAUGUCUGAUCCGGGAGAAAUUACUACUCUUUUUGCAUGCUUCGUUCAGCUCUACUGGAGAUGCGAACAUGACAUGUUUGGCCAACAAGAUAUAGGCUUAAGGGUUGGCACUCCUUUCCUAUGGGCUUGCUCUUGGGGAAGGUCCAUGUUUUAAACCCUGGUGGUGAUUAUUACCAUUUUUUUCUCCAAAAAAAGAUAUGAAGCUGAAGAUUUUAGGCUGAUCAGCAAAGUAGCUGCAAUUGACUUUGAUGGCUAUUUGGGGAAGAAUUGCAGCACUCAGUAGAUGAAAUUCUCAUAGAGUUUAGGCCAUCAGGUGGGAAGACUAGAAAAUAACAAAAUGUGAAUAUAUUAUUGAUUGAAAGAAGUAAGUUCCAUUGGUUGUACUCUGAAGAAACCUUCUAUUUUGUGUAAUGUUUGGGUUGAUCAUUAAUUGGAAUGUCUAAGUACUUUGUCAAAAUAGAUGGUCGUUGUGGUGAUUUUUAUUCUAUUUAUAUGAUUUAUUUAUUUUCCUCAUUUA